Molecule: messenger RNA, 1367 nt
Organism: Dermacentor silvarum
Lineage: Eukaryota; Metazoa; Arthropoda; Arachnida; Ixodida; Ixodidae
Product: rhodanese domain-containing protein CG4456-like
Exons: 7
Coding region: 117-749 (210 amino acids)
Cellular component (GO): mitochondrion
Molecular function (GO): thiosulfate-cyanide sulfurtransferase activity
Source: RefSeq, a predicted model, not a curated record
ACUUUCCCGUAGCGUUAUCGUAAAACGAUGGAUGGAAUGAACACGUCGCGGAGCUUUACAAGAAUAUAUAUUGCGAAUUUUUUUUUCUUCAGCAGUCUACUUUAUAGAUCGAGAUUAUGGUGAUGUGCCAGCUGCAAGCCGUUCUACGAACCCAAGCUCCCCGAUGUCUUUGGAGACACAUAUCACUGCUUAGAAAUCAAUCCUUCCAAGAGGAGCAGGCAUGCCUACGGUCCUGUUCAACCUCCAGAAGCAACACAUUUGCACAAGGAACGGUCAGACUGAGCAUUACAAACAGGAAACUACUCGGCAAUGCUGAAUAUGCCAAGAUGUCACAUCAGAUGAUGACAAAAGCCUAUAGCACAAGCCAUUGUGAAGAUGCUGCCUCAUUGGAGAAGUUGAGUUGCGACUUUGAAGAAGUUAAGGACUUACUGCAGAAGGGGAAAGCUUUUUUUGUCGAUGUGAGAGAGCCAAAAGAACUUGUCAACGAUGGGCGCAUACCAGGUUGUGUCAACAUCCCAUUGAAUGACGUUGGUACUGCUUUGGAGCUGCCACCAGAGAAGUUCAAGGAAAAGUAUGGCCGUGACAAACCUUCUCCGGAUGAUCCCAACGUUAUUUUCUCAUGCCGGAAAGGUGUGCGUGCCACGAGUGCCAUGCAGACAGCUCAUGCCAGAGGAUACCAUGCUGCUCGAUUCUACAGAGGCAGCUUCUGUGACUGGGAGGAGCGUGGAGGAGAAGUGAUCAAGGGAUGAAUCCUGCCACCUGCUGCGAAAUUUGUUGUAGGACUUUUAAGCAAGACUGCUAGCUUACGUAAUUGUAUUGCUUUUUUUUUAGGCUGAGUAGCGCAACCGUUUUCUUUACAUGCCUGGUGGACUUAGAGGAAUAAGCAGAUAUAUGGACCACUCUGGCUUUCGUACUGCCAACAGACCUGUGGCAAAAGAAGUGCAGACUGGGAAGGCAUAAUUUUUCAGCACUAGGAACCAUUUAAUACACUGACUUUUAUUUAAAAUGGAGGCACAAAGCCUUAUGGAAAAUGAUCUACUUUAGGUUUGUUGUACCUGUUUCUCCAUAUGAAUCAAUUUGAAGGCCUUAACUUUUGAAUUUUUAAAGGCACCUUACGUAUGUAGUAUCUGGUUCUAGGCAUUCAUUGUGCUCUCUACUGUUUUGUUAUUUGUCAGAACAGUGUUGAUUCAGACAAGACAUGUUUUUUUUUUUACUGUUUACCUUUGUAUUUUAUGGCUUAGAAAGCUACUUGCAUGAAACAUGUUUUCUGGUUUACACAUUUUUAGCAUUAGUCACACAUAAAACUAGCAGACCAUUCAUGCUGAGUUGUGCAGACACACUGCAAAAUAAAAGUUCUUAAGUGGGUG